This is a messenger RNA of Camponotus floridanus (Florida carpenter ant), 9483 nucleotides long. RefSeq lists its product as uncharacterized. Bases 1049 to 6625 code for a protein of 1858 amino acids. Gene Ontology annotation, molecular function: GTPase activator activity; lipid binding. NCBI's taxonomy places the organism in Eukaryota, Metazoa, Arthropoda, Insecta, Hymenoptera, Formicidae. Gene Ontology annotation, biological process: actin cytoskeleton organization; signal transduction; regulation of Rho protein signal transduction. The transcript is spliced from 16 exons. The record is from RefSeq and is a predicted model, not a curated record.
UCGCGGGAGUCGGUCGUAUUUCGUGUCGCUGGUUCGCUUCGAGCGCGUCGAGCGGAAAUUUCGAUCCCGCGCUGCGUUUCGCAAGUGUGUCCGCUGUCGAGGAAGCGGCCAGAGGUCAAGGACGAGAAAAGCGAGGUCGUUUUCCGAGAAAAGCGAGUCCGAGUGGAGGCGAGUGUCUUUCCGGUUUUUCCCUCUCGCCCGAAUACACGCGGAAUUAAAUCGAAAGUGACGCAUUCGCGGGCCCCUUCGGGUCGCGGGUGACCGAAAUUCAGUCAGAAUUUGCGCGAGUUGGCCGAUUCUCGCGCGUACGUCGGGAAACUUUGCGGGAACGAGCCACUCGUAUCCAUGGCGACAAUCAACAAGUGUGGCGGAGUAACGGUCGCAGCCACGUGACACGUUGCGAGGUGUAUACAACGCGGAUAGACAACCCUUGGAACCGCGAUUCUCGAUAUUCGUCCUCGAACUCGCGUGCGAGAGGCUUCUCCUCGUGUCUUGCUGUCAAAAUAAAACGAGAAGUGUCCAGGAUGAUGUGAAAAUUCGACCGAUAGAAGUGGAAAUCAAAGUGCGCCCGACUUCAGAGCCUUCCGGUGUGAACUGAAUUUGUCGCCAGGACGAUCGGACGAGUCGACAUUUCGUAAACAACGUUGUCGACGUUGGAGGGAAGUAUUUCCAAGGUAUCUCCAGAGUACGCGAGUCGUUUGUUUCGAGGAGGACGUUGCUCGGGAUUUCGCGGAAGUGAAGUUGGCUGGAGUUUCGCGGAAAGUGAAGCGCGCCGGAAACGCGCGCAAAACCUGCCUCGAGAGAGGAAGAACGGCCGUGGUGAUAUAAUCGCGGGAUCUCGUGAAAGAGAGAAGACCGGCCGCGGUGGCUGGCGGGUUUUCUUGUGUUCGUGUCGCGCCGACGUUUGUUGACAAGUGAAUUUCAACGUCGGCCGCUCUCCGAGAACACGUGGAUGCGUACCAUCGUUUCGUCGCCUGGAACGUUCGCUGGAGGAGUCCUCGGGUACACGAGAAAAUGCAUGUAAGAUCAUCGAGGUGACCGAAGAAGCAUGGAGACCAUGCAAGAAGGUGGUGGCCGUCUGCAAAAUGGCUCGACCGUUGGCAGAAUCCCGAAUAGAUUGAAGCUCGUAGAGAAUGAUGACAAGGUGACGUCCGAGAGGACAACGGAAAUGGAUCCCUAUAGAGAAUUAGAGCUGUAUCUCGCCAAGGUUAAGGAGGAAAUUGGCGAGAUAAUCGAAUCGGCUCCAACGACUUCGCUUCACAUCGCGGAUGAACCAAAGUACUCGACUCAGCCCGAAAAGUCGUCCAAUUACGCGAAUGAACCGUUCACUCCGAGAUCCUUGCCGGCCGCGAGGUCGCACGGCUUCGUAAGGAGACAAAAUUCGUUGACGAGGGGUGAGGAUAUCGGCGAUUGGUCGAAUAAUAUCCUCGCGGAAUUCAAUAGCAUAAUCGCCAAGGAGAUCAGCGAACUGACCAAAGAGAAGAAGAAGGAAGCCGACGACGACGUCCGGGUGAUACAGUACAAGGAGCUGCUGAACGAAUUCGGGUUAUCCGACAGCGAGAAUUCCGAUCGAACGUCCAGCGGCGAGCAUCAGCCUCCUCAGGACGAGGGGAACCUUCGGGAUCGCAGAAACGGACGACUGUUCGUCGACGACGAUUGUCGCUGCCUGCUGAAUUCCGAUUACGAUGAACCGCACGAUCGAGUGAUCCCGGAGAACAGGAAGAGCGACAGUCUGCCGGAGAACCUGCAGGACAUCAUCGGCAAGCGUGGUCGGUUUUAUACCACGGAUGGGCUAAGUUCCGACUACGACGAGCCCAGCAAUUGCCUGCCGAUGAACUCGAUCAGGAGCCAGAUCGAUCGAAUCACCUCUAGUCUACCGUCCAAGCUGGAGCGCGGGCGCGCCCCGCAGGACGCGCGAUUGAAUCCUUGCCAUGCACCAAAGACACCUGUAGGAUUAAGCUCGAGGACCAAUGAGAGUAUCGGCGUGGACAUCGGGAGAUCGUUGAAAGGCGCCGAGGAGGAGCCUGAAGAGGCCGGCGCGAAAUUGCCGCCGCGACAGCGAUCCGAGAGGAAGAUAAGUCUGCCUGUCAACUUGACGAAGCGUAGAAAGGCAACGCGCCUGCAGAGGCUCCGACGUGGCACGGACGAUCAAGAGACGAUGGAUCCCGAUUACGACGAUGUCUUCGUGAACGAAGAGUUCAACGGCAGAUCCAGAUCCUUGGACAAUCGCGUGCCAAAGUCGGCGCCCGUGACGCCAACGGAGGAAAAGAAGCCGCCGUUCUCCAAGUUGCUGAGGAAGCGGCAUAUCUCGAUGUUUCACGAGAACUCGGACGACGUUGUCCUGGUGAGCGUGUCCUCGCUGCCGGAUCAGGAUCUGUUGCAUCUGAGAAGCGGCAAGGUGAACUCGAAGGAAACGUUAAGCAAGAAGAGGGCGGUAUCGCCGCUGACUCUACGCUCGGAUAUUACUGCCAAGAGACUGUCGGAAUCGGACAGAGACGUCAGGCAAGUUAGUCCGGUAGACUUGAAGAAGUUCUCCCUAGUGCGACCAUGGGGCAACGACGUCGCGAUCAGCUGCGACUUGCCCGAGAAUGACGACAUCGAGGAGAAUUGUGGGAUCGAGAAUGGUACCCUCGCCAAAUUGGAGCACGUUGACGUGAAGAAGAUUAUGGAAGAGCAGAACGCGAGAGCGGGAUCCCUGCCUAUUUCCCUGCAGUCCCUAUUGUCGAGGAUACGAAAUGGUUCGGGUUCUUGUUGCCCGAACAGUCCACCGAUAGUGGACUCUCUCACUUGCUCCGACAUGGCGACUCAAACCUCGCCGGCGAUUUCGAGAAGCUCCAGCUUCACCUGGGUCAGCGAUUGCGACUCUCCCCAAGCCGAGUCCCAAUUAGAUUCGCAAUCGUUGCAAGAUGAAAGCACGUUAGACCCAGUUUCUCCUCAAGACACCGUGGACGACGACAAUAGAUCCUCGUCGUCGUCGCAGGACCUCUUGCAGAGCAUGGACGAGAUUUCCUCCGGAAGUCUGUCGCCGGAUACCACUGACAGAGCGUCUCCUCUCGAAAGCGGAAUUGGAACAGCGAGUCCGCCCAGAAGCACAGAUCGGCGCUUGACUAAACCGUUAACACCGAACAAAUGCCAUCGCAAAGAGACGUGGGAACGAAUCCGGCGACGACCCUCGAAAUUGAGCUCGCGAAGUGACAAGAACUCGCAAGACGUGUGGGUCAAACGCGAAAGCGUUCACACGCAAACGAAACAGAACGACGAUCAGUACUUGCAAGAUGCGGUGGACAGCAGUAGCGGCCUCGAUGAUUCCUUGCCGAGGAUCAAGACGCCCAGACCCACGAAUUUACCGCUGUGCUUGUCCACUACCGCGAGCAGUUCCUUGAGCUCGGGCGAGUUGCUCGAGACGCCGCCCCGAGCGCCGUCCUCGCCGUCUGCGGCGAGUCUCCAGCUGAAGCCAGAACCUCUGGCCGUGGAAAUGGGCGGAAAGAGCAGCAGUGCACCGUUGUUAGAGAACAACGACACGGGGAAGGCUAACGGGAAGGUGCCGAGCUUGCAGCAGCAGCCACGCUCGCAGUCGGAACGCCAACUAUCAGAAAUCGAGGCGCAAGAAGCUUGCAAAUGGCUGAGGGCGGCCGGAUUUCCGCAGUACGCGCAAAUGUACGAAGACUAUCAGUUCCCGAUAGACGUUUCCGGCGUGGCCAAGGACCAUCCCUUCCUCGAGGCCGACUCACUGCAAAGUCUUUUUCGGCGAUUGCAUGCCCUUAAUCGUUGCGCCAACAUGAAGCUAGACACGCACCAUCAUACACAUCACAGCACGAGCCAUAGCAAAAGCGGCGGCGGCGGCGGCGGCGGCGGCGGCGGUGGUGGUGACGAAUCUGACGAGGACACGCAGUGCGCCCUGAGCGAGAACUGGACCUUCGAGAAGAAGACGAGACGUUGGUCCCGCAUAGUCGACGUCACGCAGGCGAACGUCGAAAGGCUGCAGGCGAUCGCCGGGCAAAACGCCGCGUCCGAGGAGGACUCCCUCGAGGAUCGCCUGGAGGCCGAGGAGGCGGAGGACACCAUGCUCGAGAACCUGCGAUACGGUAGCCUACCGCCUGGCACCGUCCCCGACGAGAUGGGCCCGCGAUUCCGCAGGACCGGCUCGGAGAGGCUGCGGGACGGCGCCAAGGCCUUCCUCAGACGCGUGGAAUCCCUCAAAUCGCGACGACGGAAGCGUCAGAAUCGCGACGGGGUAGUGAUCAGCGGGCCUCAGGUGCUCGACGUCAUGUCCAUGCAGCAGAAGAUGAAGGAACUCAACUGCGUGGACGUGUCGCCCACGGGUCCGGCGCCGGUGGCCUUUAACGAUCUCCUGUCGGUAUCGCCUAAUCAGAUCCCGGGCUCACCGGUCACCCUGCCGGCCACUCCCUAUCAUCUGCCGCCGUCGCCCCUGGCGAACGCGCCCAGCCCCUUCGGCGACGACUCGUCCAGCUACUGUUCGGAUGGUUCUCAGGGCGGUGGACCGACGCCUACACCGACCCGCACGAAGCUGAAUCGCGCCCGCCGGUUCCUUCAUCGCGGCAGGGAGGAUCAGGGAGCCUUGAGCGACUCCGAAUGCCAGCCGACCAACUGGCGGCACCGAUACUUCCGCGAUGCCAACAGCAAUCACGCCAAGGUGCUCGAGUUCGUGAACGCGCAUCCUCAAAGCUCCAAGGAUUCGCCUGCGAAGAACCCGGCGAUCAGCGUCCGAGGCGGCAGUCUUAAUCUCGGCAAGGAUUCGCAGAGGUAUCGCGAUAAGCUCGUCCAGGGCAAGGAGGACAAGGUUGCGUCCUUGAAGCGGGAUGAGAAGAUGCACAAGAGCUUCCGGCAUCGCGACGAGUACAAGGAUAGCAAGCAAUUAUCCAAGGAGGUGACGAUCUACCGGGAGAAGUCUAGAUCUAGGAGCUCGGAAUUGGCUGGUAGUCAGGAAAGCGGUUCCACCAUGGCCAGUAGAGACUCGGAUCAGGAGGAGGAGUCGCCUAGGCACAAGGGGACCGUGGUUAGGUGGCACAGCUUCCAAAGAGGAUCGCUGUACCCUGAACCGUUGGACCCGCUGUGCCCCAGAGCAAUGGCUUCCAUGUCUUGCGGACAGCUUUUAGUCUUGAGAAAGUUGGCAUUGUUGAAGCUCACGGCUUGCAUGGAACGAUAUUGCCCGACUCAUCGCACCGGCUGGAACUGGGAGCUUCCGAAAUUUAUCAGGAAGAUCAAGACGCCCGAUUACAAGGACAAGACCGUCUUUGGAGUGCCGCUGUUGUUGUCCCUACAGAGAACCGGUCAAGCUUUACCUAAGUGUAUCCAGAUCGCUCUGAGAUGGUUGAGAGCCAAUGCACUGGAUCAAGUGGGCAUUUUCAGAAAAAGCGGCGUCAAAUCGAGGAUACAGAAGCUUAAGGUCAUGACGGAGACCCAGGGAGACAAUAUCAAUUUCGACGGGCAUCAGGCGUACGACGUCGCCGAUCUUGUCAAACAGUAUUUCAGAGAAUUGCCGGAGGCUCUACUGACAAACAAGCUCUCGGAGACAUUUAUCGCUAUUUUUCAACAUGUACCAGUGGAGCUGCGACCGGAUGCCGUGCAAUGUGUCUUGUUGUUGCUGCCAGACGAGCACCGCGAGGCGUUAGAGACUCUGCUCGACUUCCUCAACCACGUCGCUAGCAACUCACCCUAUAACCAGAUGACAGCCUCGAAUUUAGCGGUGUGUCUAGCGCCGAGCUUGUUCCAUUUCAGCCACAGCAACACGAACGUGACCAACAGGUCGAGUAGCGUGUCGCCACGUAGGCGGAAGACCGUGGGUAUCCCUGAUCAGCGGGAACUGUCGGAAAACAAAGCCGCUCACGACUGUCUUCUGCAUCUGGUCAAGAUGCAUCGUGAAUUAUUCAUGGUCUCAUCGGAUAUGUUGACGCAGUGUCAUUUUAAUUACAUGGAAGAGAGUAUUCCUGUCGCGCUAGAAGAACUCGGUUCAGAACUGAAGCAGGAUUGGAGAGGUUACCUGUACGCUUGCACCACGGCCUUAUUGAAGGAAGCGCGAGAAAACAGAAGUCGCGGUUGGGUCACGGUGAAUAAUCCCGCUGACAAUACUGUAGAAAUGGCGUAUAAGAAAGUGGGUGACGGACAUCCGCUUCGUCUCUGGCGAGUAUCAACGGAAGUCGAAGCUCCGCCGAAUGAACUUUUACAUCGUGUAUUACGAGAGAGACACAUCUGGGAUCCGCAACUUUUAAAGUACAGAUUGGUAAACAAAUUGGACACCAAUGUGGAGGUCUUUCAAUACGCCACGGGAAACAUGAGCCCGUUGCCCGCCAGAGAUUAUUGCGUAUUAAGAUCCUGGCGGAAUGACCUUCCCAAAGGUGCUUGUGUCAUCGUGGAAACAUCCGUGGAACAUCCAGAUGCUCCUGUCAUGCUUGGCGGAACUCGCGGCAUCGUUUUGGCCUCUCGUUAUCUUAUCGAGCCUUGCGGCAGCGGUAAAUCCCGCAUUAUGCAUUUAUCCAGAGUCGAUACGAAAGGUCGCACACCUGAAUGGUACAAUAAGAGCUACGGGCACAUCGCCGCUCUUCAUUUGAGCAAAAUCCGCAAUUCUUUCAAGCACACCACCGACGGGCCCGAAAGCAAAGUUUGAGAGCAGGAUACCGUGCAACACCAGCUGUUGCACGGUUCCACCUCCUCCUCCUCCUCCUCCUCCUCUUCGUCCCCUAUGUUUCUCCAAGUUCCCGACGAACAGUACGAUCAUAGAAUCCUAAAGGAGGUACGACAGGUCCAGCCUACGAUCGACGAAGAGUAAUCUCGAUGGUCGAGCAAUUAAUAUCCAAAACCCACCGAUGUCGUAAGUUAGCUUCAUUCAACAACCGGUUCUAGAUUCGAUAUAAGUAACUCGAUGUUAUCGUAGUAGUAGGAGAAUCCUCCGUAUGACGUUUACUGUCCAAAGAUCUUACCGUCCGUUUGUCGUGAAAAGUUGUCAGGGAUAGGAUGUAAAAAAGGAGGAUUAAAUUAUCUCAUUUAGCGAUUUCAAUAACAAAAGUGGCUCACUUUGAUAAAUUAAUCGUUUCGGAAUUUAAAAAAGAAGACUCGUUAUUUUUGCACUUUUGUCGUUCAAAAGCUUAUAAAUUUUAUCGAUUCCUGGAUCGGACACGAUUCUUGAAAUCGUGUCUCGUUGCAUUUCAUUGAUUUGAUCGCAUUUUAAUGCUAAGAGAUAUCGGAGAAUGACCGAUAAACGCUUCUGGUUGCGAGAUACAAGAUGAACGUCAUUCGGUGUUUUCGACAACUAUAUUACGACGUAUAUGUUCGGUGUGAGAGUAGCAAUUCCAUGGGUUUAUUCUGUGCUACAGCAACUUUAUAUCUGUGAUAAAAAUAAGGUAAAAACAUAGCCGCGCGCGCGCAAAAAUAUAUAUGACCAACAGUAAAGUAAAAUAAAAGAAUAACAUUAAUAAAAUUAAUAAAAAAAUUUUCUCAUAAUAUCCAAUUAAAGUUCCUGAUUGAUAUAAAGAUUCACCGCGUUUCGCGUUUAUUAGAAUAACAGAUAACACGACAGCCAAAUUUUCUUUUAUAUUUCACCUUUCGCUUUAUAUUUUAUCUUUUCCCAAGUGCAGCGAGAUUUUAUUACUCUACAGAAAUUAUAAGCGUCAAAUAUAUUUUUCUUACAACUAAAACUUCUAUGACUAAUGACAUUUAAAAAUGAGCAAAUAGAUUCGAGGAAUUUUAUGGCAAUAAAAUGUCGCUGCUUAUUCUAAACUGCAGAAUGCACUCAUCAGUUGUAACGACUGCGAUUAAUUGUAAGCGAUCUACCGCAUUUAAGUUAACAACACGCGCGCCAACAACGCCGUUUCUAAUCAAGAUGAUGACCGAUAAAUGUUCCUGUCAGGCGCCUAAAUCAGGGACGAAGCCUAGAUAAGGUACUGUCUUGCAAUACAAGAUUCAUUUCACACGUUCUACACAAGAUACAUUUUGUAUGUUUCUCUUUCGGACCAAAUGUCAAUUUUUUUUUCUAUCGUAGCGUAUCACGUUAAGGUAGUUGACACAUUCGUUGGUAGGGAAAUUUUCCUCUCCCGUAAAUGUUGCCGCACGUAGACGGACGAGUAUGUAAAUGUCGCGUAAAACAUGUACACGUGUGUCUAUUUAUAGCUACGUGCUUUUACAAGCACGUGUUUGUUACAUGUUAAAGAGAGAACCAUGUCGUCUCACAGUCCGAGUUGCACGAGGUGCUGCUUAAAAUCGUGACAAAAACAAAAAAAAACACGCAGAGAUGAUGAGACAUUUAUUUGAUUAUUAAGCGAAAAUAAUUCGUGGCUAUAAUAUUUUUCGAGAAAGUCGCUCUGAUAUUAUUCCUUUUUCCUUAUACUUAUAAUACCAAAUAUGAUAUUAUCUCGACUUUAAAUAUUGUUAAUUAGAUAUUUUGUUAUUAAGAUUCAGAACUUACCUUAUACUUUGAUGAAAUAUUUCAAAAAUGCUUCGCGCGUCCAGUGCAUUUAUAUAAAAUAAGGGAUUUGUUUACGCAGCUCUGCUCAUUAUCGUAGAGCUAUCGUCGAGCAAUGCGAAAGGAUUUUGAGUAAAGCGUAGAUCUCGAGUGGCAGACUAGUUCACUCGGCAUAAACAAAAAAAAAAUUAUCAUUGUUACUCGUGUCGAUGUUAAGAGUUAAGAUUAAAAGAAGAAAGACAUCUCUGUUUUCAUUGUAUCUCUUUGGAAUCGUCGCGAAUCGAUCAAUUUAGGACGUGCGCUUAAGAUGUUCGUUCAAUCGUUCGACAUGUUCAUAUGCAACAAUUACUAUAGGGACCAUCUCUCUCAUGCACGUGACGAAUAAUUUGACGGAAUGCCAUUCGCGAAGUCGAUAAACCGUAAGAGGAAGAGAUGUUACAUGUUAUUGAAAUAAAAUAAUUCAAUAAUGUGUAACCAAUCGCGUUUCAUUCAAAUGAAAUAAUCAUAGAUUUACCGUCUCUUCUUCCUCCAAAUUGAUACGAUUACAGUUUAUCUCCUCCCAUGAGAAUCCACUUCCGUCGAAUAAUUUGCCACGUUCAUGGACCAUCUUUGUUCAGACCCCAGACAGGAAAUGACCUGCGCAUGAUGCACCUCGUCGAAUCGAAUUCUAAGUGUAUUUUAACGUAAUACUAGUCACUUACAUGAUAGCCGAGAGUUACGGAUUACGAUAAAAGAUACCAUAAAAUUUUAUUGCGCAGCGUGUGUUGCCGCGAGAAUAUAUUUAAAAAUAUCAUUAAUUAAUAUUGUGCUAUAUAUAUACAUAUAUAUAAAUAUACAUUAUAUAUAUUUCGAUGUUAAGUAAUCAUACGUAAAUAUAUUAUAUUUUUGUGUCCAAAAACCGCCAGUAGAAACCUGACGGCCGAGUAAGGAUGCCGUCGGUGUUUCUUAAUAUUUGUAAUUAUAUACAUAUACAUGAACGUCUUUAUUCUUCUAAUCCGUGUUCCACUAGAAUGUAAAUAUGUAUAUUAUAAAGUAAUGAACAACACAGAGUUAUAUACUCAUUAAUA